AUGGCCACGCAGCCGCCGCCGACCAUUCCCGACGAGCUCCUGGAGGAGAUCUUCAUCCGCCUGCCCACCCCGGACGCGCUCGCCCGCGCCUCCGCCGCCUGCACCUCCUUCCGCCGGGUCAUCAAAGGCCGCGCCUUCCGCACGCUGCAUCGCCCUCCCCUCCUCGGCUUCAUGGACGCGGGCGGAUUCCACCCCGCCCAGGCGCCGCACCCCUCCGCCCCGCUCGCCCCCUGCGGAGCCGACUUCUCCUUCGUCCCGGCCGUCGUUUCUUCUUCGUCCUACUAUGUCCCGCCGGGCGCCCAAGAAGACGACGGGGAAGGCCCACGCUGGCGCCCCUGCGACGUCCGCGACGGCCGCGUCCUCCUCGAUUGGAGAUCCUUCUACCCCCGUUCCGUCCACAUGUGGAGCUACCGCCAAGACUGUGCCCGCCGUCAGGUAAGCAUCCUCAUGGACUCCAGUGAGCUCGGUGACGAAGAACGCUGUGACCGCCCGACGUGGACCAAACAGGAGCGGUGCAACGCUGCCGACUUCCACCUCGCCGUCUGUGACCCGCUGUCCAGCAAAUACGUCUUGCUUCCAACCAUACCUGAGGACCUCGCCGCCCAACCGCAGGAUCGCCUCCAUGGAUUCGAGCCCGUGCUUGCUCCCAACACCAGGGACGACGGCGAGGAAGAUCCCUUCAAGGUGAUAUGCAUAGCAAGAUACAUGACGAAGCUUGUCCUCUUUGUGCUCCCGGCCACAACUAUGCAAUGGUCUAUGCUCGAGCCUCCCACCUCACCUUCGUUGGAACGCAUGUCCUAUUUUGACUGCGUGCGCUGCUGCUUCUACUGGACACGGCCUUAUGGAUGGAGUGACCAUUUGAUGGUGCUGGACACACGCACUUUGAGGUUUUCCACUGUCGACCUUCUCACCGGCUACCAUCUGGAGCUCAGCGAUCUGCCUGACGAGUGCUUUGCCCAUCGUCACGCAAAUGCCGUUGUGAUGGGCCGAGAAGGAGUCCUUGAGAUGUUUUCCCUUGUCGGUCAACAUGGAUCCUUUGUCCUCUACCAUACCUCUCUGAAGAAUAGUUCGCAGCAGUGGAAGCUAGAGAAGAUCAUACAGCUUCCUGGGCAGUAUCAUUCCAUUUGCACAAUGCGUGCAGCCGAGGGAUUCUUGUUCUUCCGAGGCGCUCCGGAAGGUAUUCAUGUUGGGAAUGUGGAUUGUUACUCAAUGGAGGUCAAGACUUAUGAAAUUACCAAAGUCUUCACAAAGAUGGAGAAUACCUUCAAUCCCAGACGUGCCCUCCCAUACUUUAGCUUCCCACCGUUGUUAUCAGAACCAACUAUAUGA
This is a messenger RNA of Triticum dicoccoides, 1329 nucleotides long. RefSeq lists its product as uncharacterized. The transcript has a single exon. Lineage: Eukaryota; Viridiplantae; Streptophyta; Magnoliopsida; Poales; Poaceae. The record is from RefSeq and is a predicted model, not a curated record. Gene Ontology annotation, molecular function: protein binding. The coding region runs from base 1 to 1329 and encodes 442 amino acids.